This is a messenger RNA of Aphanomyces invadans, 522 nucleotides long. RefSeq lists its product as hypothetical. The record is from RefSeq and is a predicted model, not a curated record. The coding region runs from base 1 to 522 and encodes 173 amino acids. The transcript is spliced from 2 exons. NCBI's taxonomy places the organism in Eukaryota, Oomycota, Saprolegniomycetes, Saprolegniales, Verrucalvaceae.
AUGACCACGCCCGCCCCGACCCACGACGUCGAUAUGAUCGACGUUGCUUGCGACGACUUCCAGCCGUCUCCGACGAGCUUGAAUGCUGCCGCGACCACUCCUCUUCUGACGAAGCCGGAGCCCAGCGAUACGCCGCCGGCCGAGUUGCCGCGUUCGUCGCCCGAUGCAGCCGCCACGCCGCCUCGCAAGACGAUGAAUCCCAUCCGUAUUCUUCGCAGCCAUGUGCUCCAAGAGGCACGCAACGCUGUGGCCUUUAACGUCCCGUCGCCGACGCCUGCAGCGGCGACCAAGGCCUCGGCAUCGUACGACGUCACUUUGCCCCCUGACGCCGUGCCCUCGUCCCAAGCCGUGCUCACGACGGACCAUCACUUGCCACGCAAGACUGGCCCUCGUCCUAAGGCUUUCCAACGAACGGACCAUCACUCACCGGGCAAGACUGGCCCUCGUCCCAAAACCGAGGAUGUGCCGGCGAAUCAGCAACGACCUUUGCUGGCACCUGUCCUCGUCUCAGACCAGCGCUGA